UUUUGACAUCUUCCAGCCUCGUGUUAAUUUGGCACGGGGAAGCUGCAACUGGGCCAACUAGGCCAACGCUACCUUGUCCAAUUAAAUAGUUGUACACAAGUACUUAUUAGUUUUUGUCGCUACUGGGUAGGUGUUGCUUGCUAUCAAGCCUGAGCCCCUGAAUUUGGGAGUACCAAGGUGAUCCGUGCUCAGAUUUGGUGCCUUUCUAGUGGUCCCAUGCCCCCUGUCUAGUCCCCGUCUACGGCAACUUAUUUUGUGGUAUGAAAUUGCACUUUUUUGGAGAGGAGACUUCAGGGAAGGAGAGAACUGGAACCAUCAACAGCUACUUUGGUCGGUGGUGUAAAGCGAGACCCGAACAACUUUUCAAAUCUUUUCGGUUUCUACCUUUCAUCAACAUUUCCCAGUUGUGAUCCGCCCCUUUCACAAUCCACCGUUUUGAGAUACCCCCAUUUACGAAGAUCCGUUUCGCUUUUUGACGAGUCCUGUUCAAUCGUCAAUCAUUGUUAAUUUCAAUUCUCUGCUAGCGGAACUCGUCAGCCCAUUGGAAACCCAAGUCUUAGCCUAAUAUGUCGUCCCCAGCGAAGAUGAUGCGCCGGAAGAAGAACGUGAAGAAGGGAAUUCAGUUCUGCUUGAUGGUCUGUGGUGCUUCAGGAACAGGCAGAACGACCUUCGUAAACACCCUCUGCAGCAAGAGCGUUCUGAACCAUAAGGACUCCGACGACGCCACCGCUGCCCACCUUGAGGAUGGCGUUAAGAUCAAGCCCAUCACCGUUGAGCUUGAAUUGGACGAGGAGGGUACUCGUAUCUCCCUGACUAUUGUCGACACCCCUGGCUUCGGUGACCAGAUCGACAAUGAAGCAAGCUUUUCGGAGAUCGUUGGGUAUCUCGAGCGACAAUACGAUGACAUCUUAGCUGAGGAGUCGCGUAUCAAGCGUAACCCCAGAUUCAGGGACAACCGUGUGCACGCUAUGCUGUACUUCAUCACUCCUACCGGUCACGGUCUCCGUGAGCUCGAUAUCGAACUGAUGAAGCGCCUUGCACCUCGUGUCAACGUUAUUCCCGUCAUUGGCCGCGCCGAUUCACUUACCCCUGCCGAACUAGCUGAGUCGAAGAAGCUGGUUAUGGAGGAUAUCGAGCACUACCGAAUCCCCGUCUACAACUUCCCUUACGACAUUGAGGAGGACGACGAGGACACCGUUGAGGAGAACGCCGAGCUUAGAGGCCUCAUGCCCUUUGCCAUCGUUGGCUCCGAAGAGGUCAUCGAGAUUGGAGGUCGCAAAGUCCGGGCUCGUCAAUAUCCUUGGGGUGUUGUUGAGGUCGACAAUCCUCGUCACUCCGACUUCCUGGCCAUUCGAUCGGCUCUUCUCCACAGCCAUCUUGCCGAUCUGAAGGAAAUCACCCACGAUUUCCUCUACGAGAACUACCGUACUGAGAAGCUUUCUAAGAGUGUUGAGGGCGGUGCCGGAGUCGAUUCUUCCAUGAACCCCGAGGACUUGGCCUCCCAAUCUGUGCGCCUAAAGGAGGAGCAGCUUCGCCGAGAAGAGGAGAAGCUUCGCGAGAUCGAGGUCAAGGUCCAGCGCGAGAUUAACGAGAAGCGACAGGAACUUUUGGCCCGCGAGUCCCAAUUGCGCGAAAUCGAGGCGAGAAUGGCACGAGAAGCCGCCGCCGCCUCAGGAACGCCCGAGGCGAAUGGCGAGGAGGACGGCAACUAGACGCCUUAGAACGACAUCUUUUCUAUCUCUACUUCUGGUAUACCGGCGGCCAGAUAGCAGUACGGAUUGUGGCGUUGGGUGUUUGAUAUCCCCUAGUCCCCGACUCCCCUGAACUAUGGCCAUUCGAGACGACGUUAUAUGAAACCCUAAAAAAGCUAAUGGUUGGUGCAUGAGGUGUGCGAAGCAGAGGGUUUGGUGAAGAGCUUGUCAGGAAUAAGACCCGGGCAACAUUGAUAUCCCCUACAACUAUUGCAUGCCCAAUUUUCGGAAAAGGGACGAUGGUACUAUGGGAAAAGAAAACAACCUUGUGUUCCCCGAUUUUUCAUAUCUAGGCAUGUCGUCCCGCUGAGAAGCCGAAGGUGGUGAGGGGGAUAACCUAGCUACCUUUGUAACUUCUGCGAGUCGAUGUCCGUUUUACUAGUUGCAAACUGUGUAGCCUUUUUCUACUUCCCCCUUUUCUCCUAGUAUUAGUGCCUUCUAAUGCAGAUAUCAAUACGAGUUUUCUUUGAUGUCUACCAGUGUUAGGAUUGCCUUGUAGUCGCGUGGAUUCCGUGCUUGUAAUGUUUGAAGAACUGCGUAUUAUG
Molecule: messenger RNA, 2296 nt
Organism: Annulohypoxylon truncatum
Lineage: Eukaryota; Fungi; Ascomycota; Sordariomycetes; Xylariales; Hypoxylaceae
Product: Septin-domain-containing protein
Exons: 7
Coding region: 567-1712 (381 amino acids)
Biological process (GO): cytoskeleton-dependent cytokinesis
Cellular component (GO): septin complex; microtubule cytoskeleton; septin ring
Molecular function (GO): GTPase activity; GTP binding; molecular adaptor activity
Source: RefSeq, a predicted model, not a curated record